AUGCAGAAGAAACAGAAGAGAAGUUCUUCAGAGGUCUAUUGGACUGCAUUCCUUGGAGAAUGCGAAUAUGAAGUCAAGACCAUCCAGCAAGGAUGCAGGAUGAGCUUCACAUACAUGAAUUACAGUGUCAACCCUUCGGAGGGCCUGGCUGAGUCUUUGGUUCCUCAUGAAAAUUGCACAAAGCUUGGGAUGGGGUUGGACAUGUUAUCAAGAUUCCAAACAACAUUUCUGAUGAAAUUGGGCUUGAAUUGCGAUGGACCAAGGAAAUCCACCAGCUUUGACAGGAUGCAGUUGGUAAUGAAGACAUUUGCACCUGAUGAGAAGAGCAUUAAUGGUUACAUUUAUUACAAGCUUCUUGGGCAUGAACUUUCCUCCCAGGUUCUCUGUGCACAGAUGCCUAAGUGUUUCUCUGCACCAGGUCUUCCUGAGCUCAACCAUUCUCAAAUUUAUGCAGUCAAGAGUGUUCUGCAGAAGCCCAGUACUUAG
Molecule: messenger RNA, 486 nt
Organism: Suillus subaureus
Lineage: Eukaryota; Fungi; Basidiomycota; Agaricomycetes; Boletales; Suillaceae
Exons: 6
Coding region: 1-486 (161 amino acids)
Source: RefSeq, a predicted model, not a curated record